CCCAACAGUAGUCGUGGACUUCACAGUCAAAAUGUUGAUCAUUUGGCCUAUUAUUUGUGUUGCAUUGAUAUUAUUUAUAUUGAAAUAUGUCUUCGGAAGCUCCGGACCAAACCCCUUUGAGAAGGACACUCGAGAACCGUUAAAAAAGAUGGUUCACGAUAGGAAAGAGAAGAAUAAAGUACUGAAGCAAGGUUUCCUGGCCAGUAAGAUACCAGAGAACCUGGAUGCAAUCGUCAUCGGCAGUGGCGCUGGUGGGCUUGGGAUUGCUGUGCUGUUGGCUAAAGUUGGAAAGAAAGUGCUGGUUUUGGAGCAGCAUGACCGGGCUGGAGGAUGCUGUCACACGUUCACAGAGAAGGGCUUUGAGUUUGAUGUUGGAAUCCAUUACAUUGGUGAGCUGUUGGCGCACAAGCCAUUUCGCUGCAUGCUGGACCAGUUGACCAACGGACAGCUGCAAUGGGAGCCUCUGGAGAACCCUUUUGACCAUGUUGUCCUAGGACCUCCAGAAAAUCGACGCUGCUACCCCAUCUACAGUGGUCAUACUCGCUUUCCAGAGGAGCUAAAGAAGUGUUUCCCUGGAGAGGAGAAGGCAAUCGAUGAGUACACGAGGCUGGUCAAGAAAACUGGGAAUGCCGUUUGGUUCCUUGCUGUGCUGAAGCUCUGCCCCCUCCCAUUGGCUAAGUUCCUGAUCUACACAGGCCUCAUCAGACAUCUGUCUUUCUUCUUUAAAAUGGCCUCCCGCAGCCUAACAGACGUGGUCAAUGAGCUGACAGAGAACAAGGACCUCAGAGCUGUCUUUACUUACAUCUUUGGCACCUAUGGUAACAUUCCAAAGGAUGCCAGCUUUGGCAUGCACAGCUUGCUGGUCGCUCACUUCCUCAAUGGCGCCUGGUACCCUAAAGGAGGCGCCAGUGAAAUUGCCUACCACAUGAUCCCCAUCGUUGAGAAGGCAGGGGGUGCUGUUCUGGUUCGAGCCCCAGUCAACCGUGUCCUGUUCAACGAUGCCAAAGAAGCUUACGGUGUGAGUGUGUUGAAAGGCCAGGAGGAAAUUCAUGUCCAUGCCCCAGUGGUCAUUUCUGACGCUGGCAUCUACAACACCUAUGAGAAGCUGCUGCCCAAAGAGCUCCAGGCCAUGCCUGCUAUCCAGAAGCAGCUCAGUAUGAUGAAGCACGGUGAUGGUGGCCUGAGUAUCUUCAUUGGUUUGAAUGGAACCAAGGAGGAAUUCGGCCUAAAAGCAGACAACUACUGGAUCUUUCCUGAGAACAAUUAUGAUGAACUGGUGGAGAAAUACAUGAAUGGAGAGAGAGAGGAGUCUUCUAAGAAGAUACCUCUGGUGUUUGUCGCGUCUCCAUCAGCUAAAGAUCCGACCUGGGAGGAGAGAUCACCUGGAAAGUCUACUUUGAGUCUGGUCAGUUUUGCCAACUAUGCGUGGUUUGAGGAGUGGAAGGAUGGAAAAGUUACGAGCAGAGGGCCAGACUACAAAAGUCUGAAACAAGCGUUCAUUGACUCGGCUCUGGAGGUGGUCAUGGAUGUGUUCCCCAAGAUCACCAGAGACAAGAUUGAAUACAUCGAUGCAGGAACCCCACUCACAAACACACACUAUAUUGGAGCUCCCAAAGGUGAAAUAUACGGAGUAGAUCAUGGCCUUGCUCGAUUCAGCCCUGAACUCAGUGCUACACUAAGGCCUCAAACGCCCCUGAAGAACCUCUUUCUGACAGGCCAGGAUGUGUUUUUGUGUGGUUUCGCCGGUGCCCUUGCUGGAGCUCUCACCUGCGGCUCAGUCAUUCUCAACCGCAACCUCCAUCUUGACACCAUUGCUCUGCCAAAGAGGACAAAAUCUAUUAACAAUAAAUUGAAAGGGGAGUAACUGCUGAUAUACUGUAACUAAGUAGUGAUGUGCUGCAUCUUUACAGCUCAAAGCCUCACAGAAAGUUGUGUCUGUGCUUUGAUCUUUUCACGCCUUCACUAAUUUUAUUGUAUUGCCUCAGUUUGGUUAAACUGUAAUAUGAGACAUGUUGCAGGUUUAUUAAUGAGGAUGUUGAGCUUUUAGCCUCAGUCAUUCAAACAUAAGGAAUAUAACACUGUUUGAGUUAAUUUAUGUAAAUUUAUUGUUUAAUUGUACUUCGGUAUGUGCCUAAUUAUACCAUUUAUUUACAAACAAUACAUUUGUUAUAAUCUCA
Molecule: messenger RNA, 2177 nt
Organism: Melanotaenia boesemani (Boeseman's rainbowfish)
Lineage: Eukaryota; Metazoa; Chordata; Actinopteri; Atheriniformes; Melanotaeniidae
Gene: retsat.2
Product: retinol saturase, tandem duplicate 2
Exons: 11
Coding region: 32-1864 (610 amino acids)
Molecular function (GO): all-trans-retinol 13,14-reductase activity
Source: RefSeq, a predicted model, not a curated record